Molecule: messenger RNA, 4541 nt
Organism: Rhodotorula graminis WP1
Lineage: Eukaryota; Fungi; Basidiomycota; Microbotryomycetes; Sporidiobolales; Sporidiobolaceae
Exons: 11
Coding region: 129-4478 (1449 amino acids)
Biological process (GO): regulation of ARF protein signal transduction
Molecular function (GO): guanyl-nucleotide exchange factor activity
Source: RefSeq, a predicted model, not a curated record
AGAAGAUCACGAGGGAGAACCUCGCGCGCCUGAACGGCACGCCGAUCCAGCCGUCCAACGUCGUGUCGACCAACGACCUGCGCAUCAAGGACGCCUUCCUCGUCUUCCGGGCGCUCUGCAAGCUCUCGAUGAAGCCGCUCGGGACCGACAGCGAGCGCGACCUCAAGUCGCCGGCGAUGCGCUCCAAGCUCCUGUCGCUGCACCUCAUCCUCACGGUCCUCAACAACCACAUGCCCUUGUUCACCGACCCGCACGUCGCCAUCAUCUCGUCGACCUCGCGCGAGCGCACGCCGUUCCUGACGGCCGUCAAGCAGUACCUGUGCCUCGCCCUGUCGCGCAACGCCGUGUCGCCCGUCAUCCAGGUGUUUGAGCUGUCGUGCGAGGUCUUCUCGCGCAUGCUGAGCGGCAUGCGGCAGCGCCUCAAGAAGGAGAUCGAGGUCCUCCUCAACGAGAUCUUCCUGCCCAUCCUCGAGAUGCGCAACUCGACCGUGCGCCAAAAGUCGCUCCUCCUCGCCGCGUUUGCGCGCCUCGCCCAGGACCCGCAGGCGCUCGUCGACAUCUACCUCAACUACGACUGCGACCGGUCGUCGCUCGACAACAUCUACGAGCGCCUCCUCAACGUCGUCUCUAAGCUCGGCACGACCUACUUCCCGCCCUCGACGCCCAAGCCCAACGAGCCCGUCCUGUCGGCCCUCGCGCCCUCGGCGUCGCCGUUCCCCCUCGCCGCCACGUCCCUCUUUGACGACUCGCGCUUCACCGACCCGGCCUUUGUCGGCACGCCGCCCGAGGCCCACAUCAAGCGCCAGAGCCUCGAGUGCCUCGUCACCGUCCUGCGCUCGCUCGUGUCCUGGGCAGGGCGCGGCGCCGGUGCGACGAGCGGCUCGGCGGUCCCGCCUACGCCCUACAACGGCACCUCGGCGCGCCAGAGCGAGGACGGCGGCGCCGAGCCCCGCAUGAGCGAGGCCGACGGCGCCGCGAACGGCGGCGGCGGCGGCGGCGAGCGCACGCCGGCCCUGUCGUCGUCCAUGUCGUCGACGGCCCUGAACGGCGGCGCCGGCGGCCGCAGCAGCACGAGCGGCGCCAACACGCCCGACGUGUCGGCGCCGGACGACCCGUCGCGGUUCGAGAACGCCAAGCUGCGCAAGACGACGCUCCUCGAGGGCAUCAAGAAGUUCAACUUCAAGCCCAAGCGCGGCGUCGCGUUCCUCGUCGAGCACGGCUUCAUCCGGUCGACCGAGCCCAAGGACAUUGCGCGCUUCCUGCUCCAGGCCGACGGGCUCGACAAGGCGCAGAUCGGCGAGUACCUCGGCGAGGGGUGCCCCGAGAACAUUGCGGCCAUGCACGCGUUCGUCGACUACAUGGAGUUUACGUCGAUGCGGUUCGUCGACGCGCUGCGCAUGUUCCUCCAGUCGUUCCGCCUGCCCGGCGAGGCGCAGAAGAUCGACCGCUACAUGCUCAAGUUCGCCGAGCGGUACACGGCGGGCAACCCGGGCACGUUUGCCAACGCCGACACGGCCUACAUCCUCGCCUUCUCGGUCAUUCUCCUCAACACGGACGCCCACAAUCCGCAGGUCAAGAAGCCGAUGACGCAGGCCGAGUUCAUCCGCAACAACCGCGGCAUCGACGACGGCAAGGACCUCGACGAGCAGUUCCUCGUCGAGAUCUACGACGAGAUCAACGCCAACGAGAUCCGCAUGAAGGACGAGGUCGAGGCGGCUGGUCCGCAGGCCCCGGCCGCAGGCCUCGCCGGCACGAUCGCGUCCGUCGGCCGCGACUUUCAGCGCGAGGCGUACCUGUGGCAGUCCGAGACCAUGGUCAGCAAGACCGAGGCCCUGUUCCGCACGCUCGUCCGAGGUCAACGACGCGGCGGUCGCGCGAGCGACGAGUACUACUCGGCGUCGCACGCCGAGCACGUCAAGCCCAUGUUCGAGGUGGCGUGGAUGCCUAUCCUCGCCGGCAUCUCGGGCCCGCUCCAGGACUCGGACGACCUCGAGCUCAUCGGCCUCGCCCUCGAAGGCUUCAAACAGGCGAUCAAGAUCGUGUGCCUGUUCGACCUCGAGCUCGAGCGCAACGCGUUCGUCACGACCCUGUCCAAGUUCACGUUCCUCAACAACUUUGGCGAGAUGCGGCCCAAGAACGUCGAGUGCAUCAAGACGCUCCUCGACGUCGCCAUGGUCGACGGCAACUACCUCAAGGGCAGCUGGCGCGACGUCGUCACGUGCGUCAGCCAGCUCGAGCGGUUCCAGCUCAUCGCCCAGGGCGUCGACUCGCAGGCCCUCCCUGAACUCGGCCGCAAGCCGUCGACGGGCGGCAAGCGGCGCUCGACCGUCACCAAGCGCACCAACCGUCCGACCGACGAGGUCGCGCAAGAGACGAGGUCGCAGCACAUCACGAUCACGGCCGACAUGAUCUUCUCCUCGACGCCGCACCUGUCUGGCACCGCCAUCGCCGACUUUGUCCAGGCCCUGAGCGACGUGUCGUGGGAGGAGAUCCAGUCGUCAGGCCUCGCCGAGCAGCCGCGCGUCUUCUGCCUGCAAAAGCUCGUCGAGAUCUGCUACUACAACAUGAACCGCAUCCGCCUCGAGUGGUCGUCCAUGUGGCUCAUCAUCGGCGAGCACUUUAACCAGGUCACGUGCCACACCAACGCCAAGGUGUCGUUCCUCGCGCUCGACUCGCUCCGCCAACUCGCGAUGCGGUUCCUCGAGAAGGAGGAGCUCGCCCACUUCAAGUUCCAGAAGGACUUCCUCAAGCCGUUCGAGCACGCCAUGGUCCACAACACGAACCCGGACGCACGCGACAUGGUCCUCCAGUGCCUCCACCAGAUGAUCCAGUCGCGAGGGCGCAACCUGCGCUCGGGCUGGCGCACCAUGUUCGGCGUGUUCGCCGCCGCCGCCAAGGUCCCGACCGAGCGGAUCGCCGUCCAGGCGUUCGACAUCGUGCAGCGCGUCAACAAGGACAACUUCUCGCAGAUCGUCGAGUUUGGCUCGUUCGCCGACCUGACGGUCUGCAUCACCGACUUCUGCAAGGUCACCAAGUUCCAGCGCGUGAGCCUCCAGGCGAUCGAGCUCCUCAAGUCGCUCGUCCCGAUGAUGCUCGCGUGCCCCGAGUGCCCGCUCAGCGUCGCGGCCAACGGCGGCAAGCCCGUCGAGGCGACGGCGACCGACGACCCCAUGAUCCGGUUCUGGUUCCCGCUCCUGUUCGGUUUCUACGACGUCGUCAUGAACGGCGAGGACCUCGAGGUCCGCAAGCGCGCCCUCGACUACCUGUUCGACACGCUCAAGCGCCACGGGUCGACCUUCCCCGCCGAGUUCUGGGACACGAUCUGCAAGGAGGUCCUGUUCCCGAUCUUUGCCGUCCUGCGGUCGAGGUCGGACGUGUCGCGGUUCUCGACGCAGGAGGACAUGAGCGUGUGGCUCUCGACGACCAUGAUCCAGGCCCUGCGCAACCUCGUCGACCUGUUCACCUUCUACUUUGACGCCCUCGCGCGCAUGCUCGACAAGCUCCUCGACCUGUUGAGCGAGUGCAUCUGCCAGGAGAACGACACGCUCGCACGGAUAGGGACGUCGUGCCUGCAGCAGCUCGUCGAGGACAACAUCGACAAGCUGUCGGGCGAGCGGUGGGAGCGCAUCGUGUCGACCUUUGCCCAGCUCUUCAAGACGACGACGGCGUACCAGCUGUUCGACCCGACCCUCCUCCUCCCCGAGUCGGCGCACGCCUCGACGCCGACAUCGUCGUCGCCAUCGUCCACUUUCGCGCCCUUGUCCCCGCCCGUGCCGGCCACGAACGGGAACGGCGCCGAGGAGGGCUCGCCGGUCCCGCCGCCCAAGCCCGGUCCGCCGGUCGACCGCCGUCGCGUGUUCCGCCAGAUCAUCGUCAAAUGCGUCCUGCAGCUCCUCCUCAUCGAGACGACGCACGAGCUCCUCCAGAACGAGCGCGUGUACAAGACGAUCCCGCCGUCCGAGCUCCUGCGCCUCAUGACGGCGCUCGACGAGUCGUACCGGUUCGCGCGCAAGUUCAACGCCGACAAGGACCUGCGCAUGGCGCUGUGGAAGGUCGGCUUCAUGCGCGACCUGCCCAACCUGUUGCGGCAGGAGAGCACGAGCGCGGCGACGCUCGUCAACGUCCUCCUGCGCAUGUACAGCGACGUCCAGCCCGAGCACCUCGAGAAGCGCGCCGAGGUCGUCGACGUCUUUGCGCCACUCGGCCUCGACGUUCUCGCCAACUACGUGUCGCUCAACCCCGAGACGCAAGCGCGCAACAUCACGGCCUGGACGCCUGUCUGCACCGAGAUCCUGCAAGGCUUCUGCGCGUUCGAGGACGAGCCCUUCAAGGCGCAGCUCCCGCGGCUGUACCCGCUCGUGACCAACACGCUCGUGCGCGAGUCGGACCCGACGCUGCGCGAGGCGGUGCGCCAGGUGUUUGUCAAGGUCGGCCAGGUGGCGCUCGGCAUCACGGGCGGCGAGGGCGAGGAGCAGUAGACGUCUGUGUUUGUGCGUUCGAGGGCGGCGGCGGCGCGUGCUGUAUCUGUGUCUCGUUGCCUC